Stegastes partitus (bicolor damselfish) is the source of this 2370-nucleotide messenger RNA. RefSeq names its product cellular communication network factor 2a (gene ccn2a). Gene Ontology annotation, molecular function: integrin binding; heparin binding. Gene Ontology annotation, cellular component: extracellular region; extracellular matrix. The coding region runs from base 325 to 1368 and encodes 347 amino acids. The transcript has 5 exons. The record is from RefSeq and is a predicted model, not a curated record. Gene Ontology annotation, biological process: positive regulation of cell differentiation; cell adhesion; signal transduction. NCBI's taxonomy places the organism in Eukaryota, Metazoa, Chordata, Actinopteri, Pomacentridae.
AGGAAGCGAGGAAAGAAUGCCAAGUAUGUCCAUGUUUGUCCAGGGCUGGCUCUCCAUUCAGCCCCCAGUGACGUGCUGCGAGGGCCAGCGAGUAUAAAGGGAGCUCCGGUCCCGAGCAGAACUCAGAUCAACUCCUCUACCGAAGCUAAACUCUAGCUUUCACCAAGAAAAGAUUUAAAGACCGGAGCUGCAGUUUGACAAGAGAUCGACUCGAUCAGAAAAGUUCCUCGAGCUACUUAAGAGACUACAAGGAAGAUUUUUCUUUUCCUUUCUCCCUGGAGGUUUUUUUUUGGGAAGAAUUUAAUACUAGAAAGCAAGAAGAAGAUGUCUGCUGGGAUGAAGAACGUGAUUUUGCUGCCUUUGCUGUGCACCGUGAUGCUCUCACACAUGGCUGCAGGUCAGGAAUGCAGCGGCCAGUGUUCGUGUCCGUCGGCUCCCCCUCAGUGCGCUCCGGGAGUCAGCCUGGUUCUGGACGGCUGCGGCUGCUGCAGGGUUUGCGCCAAACAAAUGGGGGAGCUGUGCACCGAGAAGGACGUCUGCGAUCCUCACAAAAGCCUCUACUGUGACUUCGGAGCCCCCAUCAACAGGCGCAUAGGAGUCUGCACAGCUCGGGAGGGAGCCACCUGUGUGUUCGGCGGCAUGGUGUACAAGAGCGGAGAGUCCUUCCAGAGCAGCUGUAAGUACCAGUGUACCUGCCUGGACGGGGCGGUGGGCUGCGUGCCCCUCUGCUCCAUGGACAUCCGGCUGCCCAGCCCCGACUGCCCCAUGCCCAGACGGGUCAAGGUGCCCGGAAAGUGCUGCGAGGAGUGGGAGUGCGACUCCCCCUACAGACACAGCUUCAUGGGCUCUGCUUUGGCCGCGUACAGAGAGGAGGAGACCUAUGGCCCAGAUCCCUCCAUGAUGAGGGAGAACUGCCUGGUCCAGACUACUGAAUGGAGCGCCUGCUCUAAGACCUGUGGCCUCGGCAUCUCCACCAGGGUCACCAACGACAACCGCGACUGCCGCCUGGAGAAGCAGACCCGGCUGUGCAUGGUGCGACCGUGCGAGUCCCAGCUGGAGCAAAGCAUUCGGAAAGGGAAAAAGUGCAUCCGCACCCCGAGACUCUCCAAACCCAUGAAGUUUGAGAUCUCCGGCUGCACCACCACCAAGUCCUACCGGCCCAAGUUCUGCGGCGUCUGCCUGGACGGCCGCUGCUGCACCCCCCACAGGACCACCACCCUGCCCAUGGAGUUCAAGUGCCCCGACGGACAGGUCAUGAAGAAGCACAUGAUGUUCAUCAAGUCCUGCGCCUGCCACCACAACUGCCCCGGCGAGAACGACAUCUUCGAGUCCAUGUAUUACAAGAAGAUGAUGGGCGACAUGGCGUGAGGGCGCCCGCUGGGACGAUCGCAGCUUAUGACUUGAAAACAGAACUCCAUCUCAUUUUUGCAGCUCAGUAUAUAUGUUUUUAUUUUGUUUUCUCAUUGUUAAAGUAGCCCAGACGCCCAUUUCGGUGUCUGCUUUGUACGGCUGGUGCACGUCAGCCUCAUAGACUCAGACAGAGGGUUGCCUCAGCAGCUCCGAGAGAUUCCUGCACUAUAACUUCUUUUGUUUUUUGUUUUUAUUUUUGACGAACCUACUGUCAGGUUUCCACCAGUUUCCCCCUAGAAACCCCUCUUACAAGCCCGUCCAUUUUUACUGUAUAUGUAAACCUUGACCUCCUCUGUAAAUGAGGUGUCUAAUGAGUCCAAGACCAGACCUGCAAACUCUAAGCAGCUGCAGAGGGAGACCACAGUGUUCCCUUGUCCAACCAGGUCUCAAUGUGUCCUUGUGCGAAUGUGUGAGUUUGUGUGUGUGCGAGCGAGCGAGUGCGUCAGGCCUGAAUUUCAGCCUUGUCUGAGUGGAGGAAAGGUCAGAGUUUCCGCGCGACACGUGGACGAGAAAAGCGAGCAGCAGCGAGCAGAGCUAAGGGUCAGAUAUGGAAGACAGCGGGCUUCGCCUCGGCACUGAGAAAAGACAAGAAAAGGAGAGCGUUGACUUUUACUGAUUCAGGUCAGAAAGAAGAAGAAGAAGAAGAAACCGAGCAUCUAUAGGAACAAAAAAAAAGAAAAAACUGUCUAUUUUGUACAAAAAAUAGAAGACUGGAAGAAUUGUAAUUUCAUUCCUUUUUUUUUUAUUGUUAUUGUCGAUGUGUAAAUUGUGUGUAUAUUUGUACAGUUUAAGUUAAUUUAAAACAAAAAAAGCUAACGAUGUUCUGUGCUUCGAAACGUAUCGAUAGCGUAUUUUUUUGUCGACGGUAUUUUUUACUAUUUUAUUGAGAAGUGUGACAAAGAUGUUACAUGUUUGACUUUGUAGCUGGAAAUAAAAUCUUAUAUUUUUAUACAAACACGA